Terrapene triunguis (Three-toed box turtle) is the source of this 4873-nucleotide messenger RNA. It is a transcript of the gene PLEKHH2, whose product is annotated as pleckstrin homology, MyTH4 and FERM domain containing H2. The transcript has 30 exons. The record is from RefSeq and is a predicted model, not a curated record. Bases 90 to 4586 code for a protein of 1498 amino acids. Lineage: Eukaryota; Metazoa; Chordata; Testudines; Emydidae. Gene Ontology annotation, biological process: negative regulation of actin filament depolymerization. Gene Ontology annotation, cellular component: cytoplasm; cytoskeleton. Gene Ontology annotation, molecular function: actin binding.
CGGAGCCCGGAGCUGCGAGACAAGAGACGGGACCCGGCGCGGGACCGGCCUCCUGCUCAGCAGCCAGCCGGAGCCCUGCCAGCAUAAUUAUGGCAGAUUUUUCAGAGUCAGAAGGAGCUGGAAAUUGGAAAGAAAGAUGUGUAACUCUGGAGUCACAGCUGAUGAAAUUUCGUCUCCAGGCAAGCAAGAUCAGAGAGCUGUUAGCAGAGAAGAUGCAACAACUUGAGAGACAAGUUAUUGAUGCAGAUCGUCAAGCAGAGAGAGCUUUUCAGCAGGUGCAGAUUAUGGAAGAGAAAUUAAAAGCAGCUAAUGUUCAGACUAGCGAAUCGGAGACCAGGUUGUAUAAGAGGUGUCAAGAUCUGGAGACUCUGGUACAGGAGAAAGAUGACAUUAUUCAAAACUUGGAGCAACAACUUGAAGAACAGAAGCAAAUCAGAAUACAAGAGGCAAAAAUCAUAGAAGAAAAAGCAGCUAAAAUAAAAGAAUGGGUGACAGUCAAGCUCCAUGAGUUAGAGGUAGAAAAUCAGAACCUUCGCUUGAUCAACCAAAACCAAAAUGAAGAGAUGAGAACAAUGCAGUCUAAACUGCAAGAAAUUAUGGGGAAGAAAUGUGUCCCUUCAACACAUAAACCUGGGGAAGGCCAGCGACUAAGCAGUUUGACUUUUGGAUGCUUUUUGAACAGAGCAAGAAGUCCUCAGCAAGCUAUUAAAUUUGAUGAAAUAAACAAAUCAUCAUGUAAAGAAUCAGAAUUAAGCGACGGUAAUAACAUAUUAGAGAAAAAAAUCCAGCAAACAUCUCUUGCUGCUCUUGCACAUGAGAGCAAUAAAGGUCAGAGGUCAUUACAACAAAGCUCCUGUGGAUCAGAACAAAAUAAAAAUACAAGAACAAGCUAUUCAUCAAAAGAUAUAGAUAGUAGUAUUUCAAAGAACUCAUGCAUUACAGGAAGUGACUGGAGCUCAGAUGAGGAUGAAGGAGGUAAUAAAAGACCAAAAUCCAGGCGUGCAUCUACCCUUUCAAGUCAGACAUCUGAAGAAAGCACAAGAUACAGCAGAAUUGGGAGUGAAAUGUAUUUGACAGCAUCUGACGAUAGUAGUUCUUUAUUUGAAGAGGAGAGUUUUGCAGUUCAGAGAUCCGAGCACAAAAAGCUGUAUUCCUGGCAGCAAGGAUCUCAGCGGAAAAGUCAGAACAAUCCACUUGGAAAGAGCAAUUCUGAGGCCUUACAUAGAAAAGACCAAGAUAGCUCUUCAGAUGAACUGAAUAAGAAAUUUCAGUCUCAGAGAUUAGAUUAUUCAUCAUCAUCCAGUGAAGCAAAUACCCCAAGUCCAAUUUUAACCCCUGCUCUAAUACCUAAGCAUCCAGUCGUGACAUCUUCAACAGAUUCUCAGUGUGUGACACAAUCAAAUUCUCCAUCAAAUUUGCCACCUCCAAAGUUGCGGACUCCCAACGUUUUUAGUAUAAGUGUAGCAUUGGCAAAAAAGCACUUAAGCCAACCCCAGCUGAGUUCUGACAGAAUGUUUGAUAGAAAUAGAAAUGCUAUAAGCAUGAUACGGCCCUUGAGACCUCAGGAAACAGACAUCGACCUGGUGGAUGGGGAAAAUACUGACAUUUUAGAGAAAAUGGAGAUUGAUUAUGAUGGAGCAUUUACCUAUGACUCUUUUGAGGCACAGAGUGCAGAAGACCAGGAGUCCAGUGAUAUAACAAGGAAGGCAAUUAGCAACAAACCCCCUACUCCUCCUCUGCAUCGAUUCCCCUCCUGGGAAAGCAGAAUUUAUGCUGUAGCCAAGUCAGGUUUACGAAUGUCUGAAGCUUUCAACAUGGACUCUUUUAACAAAAGUACUGCUUCUAUAACUUCGUAUACCAUAUCUGGACUAUACACUUCUUUGAUAUACAACAACAUGACCACUCCAGUCUACACAACUCUGAAAGGGAAAGCAACUCAAAUAAGCAACAGACCAUUCUUAGAUGACUCUUCGGGAUCAGAGGAAGAAGACAGCUCCCGAUCCAGCUCACGAACCUCAGAAUCAGACUCUCGAAGUAGAAGUGGCCCAGGUAGCCCCAGGGCCAUGAAACGAGGUGUGUCUUUGUCUUCUAUGACCUCAGAAAGCGACUAUGCUAUUCCCCCUGAUGCCUACUCAACAGAUACAGACUAUUCAGAGCCAGAGCAGAAACUCCCUAAAACCUGUUCCUCAUCUAGUGAUAAUGGAAAAAAUGAGCCAUUGGAAAAAUCUGGAUAUUUGUUAAAAAUGGGUGGCAAAGUAAAAACCUGGAAACGCCGAUGGUUUGUGCUCAAAGGUGGUGAGUUAUUGUACUACAAAUCUCCGAGUGAUGUAAUUCGAAAGCCACAAGGUCAAAUUGAGUUAAGCGUAUCCAGCCACAUUGUAAGAGGUGAUGGAAAACAAACAGUUCAGUUGAUCACAGAAAAACGAACAUACUACCUGACUGCAGAUUCUCCCAACAUCUUAGAAGAGUGGAUCAAAGUACUGCAGAAUGUUCUUAAAGUGCAGGCUGCUAGUCCACUUUUCAUACAGCCUGAUGUGAAGCCAGCCAUGAAAGGAUUGCUGACCAAGGUGAAACAUGGAUACUCCAAAAGAGUGUGGUGUACUCUGGUUGGAAAAACUCUUUACUAUUUCCGUAGUCAAGAAGAUAAGUUUCCUCUGGGUCAAAUCAAGCUUUGGGAGGCUAAAGUUGAAGAAGUUGACAGGUCGUGUGAUUCAGAUGAAGAUUAUGAGGCCAGUGGUCGCAGUCUAUUAUCAACACAUUAUACCAUUGUUAUCCAUCCUAAAGAACAAGGACCUACCUAUCUUCUUAUAGGAUCCAAACAUGAAAAGGACACUUGGCUUUAUCACUUGACGGUGGCUGCUGGGAGCACCAAUGUAAAUGUUGGAUCAGAAUUUGAACAGCUUGUUUGCAAACUGUUAAAUGUGGAAGGGGAGCACACCUCUCAAAUUUGGAGACACCCUACUCUUUGUCACAGCAAAGAAGGAAUUGCUUCCCCUCUUACAACACUGCCAUCAGAGGCCCUGCAAACUGAAGCAAUUAAAUUAUUUAAGACCUGCCAGUUGUUUAUAAAUGCUGCAGUUGACUCUCCUGCCAUUGAUUACCAUGUAUCUUUGGCCCAGAGUGCUUUGCAGAUCUGCCUCACACAUCCAGAGCUUCAAAAUGAGAUCUGCUGCCAGCUCAUUAAGCAGACAAGACGUCGACAUCCACAGAACCAGGCAGGACCAAUACAGGGUUUGCAGCUGUUAGCUCUCUGUGUUGGACUAUUCCUUCCUCAACACCCAUUCCUUUGGCUCCUCAAACUUCAUUUAAAGAAGAAUGCCGAUUCCAGAACUGAAUUUGGGAAAUAUGCAAUUUACUGUCAGCGAUGUGUUGAGAGAACCCAGCAGAAUGGGGACCGAGAAGCAAGGCCAUCAAGGAUGGAAAUCCUUUCAACCCUUCUAAGAAAUCCCUACCACCACUCGUUGCCAUUCAGUAUUCCAGUUCAUUUCAUGAAUGGUAUAUACCAGGUUGUUGGAUUUGAUGCCUCCACCACAGUGGAAGAAUUUCUGAACACCCUUAACCAGGACACAGGAAUGAGAAAACCAGUCCAGUCAGGAUUUGCAUUAUUUACUGAUGAUCCUUCUGGCAAGGAUAUAGAGCACUGUCUUCAAGGAAACAUCAAGAUCUGUGACAUUAUUUCUAAAUGGGAGCAGGCCUCCAAAGAACAGCAUCCUGGGAAAUGUGAAGGCACAAGAACUGUGCGUCUUACAUAUAAAAACAGGCUUUAUUUCUCAGUUCAAGUCCGUGGGGAGACAGACAGGGAAAAGCUGCUGUUAAUGUAUCAGACAAAUGAUCAGAUAGUAAAUGGACUUUUCCCUAUCAACAAAGAACUGGCACUGGAAAUGGCAGCUCUUUUAGCUCAGGUGGAGAUUGGGGACUUCGAAAGACCUUUCUCAACUCCAGCAGGGCAAGUUACUUCUCCCUCCAAGUCCAAUCAGACAUUGAAACAUGUAGUGGAGAGAUUUUACCCAAAGAGGUAUAGGCAUGGCUGUUCAGAAGAACAGUUAAGACAGCUUCGUCAGCGAUUAUCAACUAGAUGGAUGGCUCUCCGGGGGCACAGUGCUGCAGAUUGUGUGCGCAUUUAUCUCACAGUAGCCAGAAAGUGGUCAUUCUUUGGUGCUAAAAUGUUUGCGGCAAAACCUCUAACAACAUCCACACUUGAGAGUUCCUACGUAUGGCUUGUUGUACAUGAAGAUGGCAUAAGCAUUCUAGAAUACAGCUUUCUGCGAUUAAUAAUUACAUAUGUACACAAAAGUCUGAUGACCUUUGGAGGCUACCAAGAUGACUUUAUGCUGGUAGUUAACAAUGCUCAGUCAAAAGACAAGCCAAACGAAAAACUCCUUUUUGCCAUGGCAAAACCAAAGAUUCUUGAGAUCACUCUACUGAUUGCCAGCUAUAUUAACCACUUCCAUCAGCAAAAGGGGGCUGCUCAUCAUCUCUCUGCUCCAGCACUGCUCUCGCCUCAAACAGGACAAAAAACCAAGGAAAUGGGGAGUCAGCCGCUUCUUUCGAACAGCAGACCAACCAAAGGUCCUACUUUGUUAUGAAAGGAACAGAUACCUAUGAAAAUGUAUGCUUUUGGUAUGCUUCCUAUAUUGACUGAACGUCUUUAGAUGUGCCAGAUAUACAUCGUAUGCUAGUUUGUAAUACAAGAAAGGUGGACUAGUUUCCAUUCAUUUUAGUUAAAGAGGGCCCUCUUAAAACUCUGCAAACAAAUUGCAGGUGGGGCGAUUACCCUAUCAGAUGAAGCUCACCCCAUUUCUGAACACGGGUUCAAAAAUACUUCCAAAGAGGCAGGGCCGGCUCUAGGUUUUUUGCUGCCCCAAGCAAAAAG